This is a messenger RNA of Vicugna pacos (alpaca), 1275 nucleotides long. The record is from RefSeq and is a predicted model, not a curated record. NCBI's taxonomy places the organism in Eukaryota, Metazoa, Chordata, Mammalia, Artiodactyla, Camelidae.
AGACCCGUUGGAGCACUGAGGUCACAGGGCACACCACUACCCUCAAAUCUGGAGACAGAUGAAUGGAGAGAAUUACAGUCAGAAUCAGCAUACCUAGAGCAGAAACUGCUGGAGCCACAAACUGACCACCAAGGAGCCACCACCAACCCAGGAAAGAGCAAAGGAGCCUGAGGACACAUGUCACAUGCAGACAUGCCCCACGGUGAUUGUCCCGCAUGGGUGCCAAGGAUGCAGGAUGAAACGGAUGGAGGGAAAACUGGAUACUUUGUGUGACUUUGUUCAGCGCUACAGCCAGGCACCAUUGAUGUGGUGCCCGCCCAGGGCCAUGGUGUUUUGAGGUCUGGGAACAGUACAGCCCAGUAGGGACCCAUAGCUCCUGGAAGGAUGGUUCGGAUAUUGGCCAAUGGGGAAAUUGUGCAGGAUGACGACCCCCGCGUGAGGACCACUACCCAACCACGCAGUAGCACCCCUCGACAGAGCUUUCUCAGUAGGGGUCAUGGUGCCCCCCUGGGGGGUCCUGGCCCUCGCCAGCAGCAGGUGGGAGCCAGGCUGGGUGCUGCUCAGUCCCCCUUCAAUGACCUCAACCGGCAGCUGGUGAACAUGGGCUUCCCCCAGUGGCAUCUUGGCAACCACGCUGUGGAGCCGGUGACUUCCAUCCUGCUCCUCUUCCUGCUCAUGAUGCUCGGCGUACGUGGACUCCUGCUGGUGGGCCUUGUCUACCUGGUGUCCCACCUGAGUCAGCGAUGACCUCUGGGGGCUGCCGGGGCAGGUGUGUGGGAGAGGGAGCUGCUGGGCCUUGGUGUGAGAGCAGGCACACUGGGAGGGGCUCCAGUGGUGCCUUGAAGGUGUGCUCAGAGAAUGUGUUUCCACGUUGUGUUAAGCAUGAGGCAGAGGGAGCCUCUAGUCCAACAUUCCCAAAGGAUUGGGUGAUACCCUCAUUCCCUUAAGAUUUGUUUAGAUAGUGUCAGGCAUUAAGCACAAAGUCAGAACAAGGAAAGGAUUCCCUUUCCAGUUCUUUUCCAAUCCUUUUAUGCCAAGAAGAAAUUCUCCACCAGGUGCCAGUAUAUUCUCAUGCCUCUGGAACAUGGGCUGACUCCUCCGAUACUAGGGACCAGGCCUUGGGCUUAGGGUAGGUGGGAAAAGUUUCCAGACUUUUAUAGGUCCGUUUUGUUUUAGUGGUAAAUUUUUAUUGGCAACCUUUUAUUUAUGACAAGUGAUACUGGCAUUCUACUUAUUGUGGUGGCAUUUUCAAUAAAGAAAUUUAAGUAAAAGUGA